Messenger RNA from Anopheles funestus (African malaria mosquito), 1215 nucleotides. RefSeq lists its product as uncharacterized. NCBI's taxonomy places the organism in Eukaryota, Metazoa, Arthropoda, Insecta, Diptera, Culicidae. The transcript is spliced from 3 exons. The coding region runs from base 168 to 926 and encodes 252 amino acids. The record is from RefSeq and is a predicted model, not a curated record.
ACUUGACAGUGUAAUUCCGACAGUGGGUGUAACCACUAGCUAAGCGACGCUUGUAAACGUCAAAUGCUUGGCUUGCUGUUUACGUUUCAUUGUGUUUUUAUUUGCAGCUCCUCAGAUUAUUUAUAAAAUCUAAUUGGAAUUUGGUAAACAACCGUACGCCGUUAAGCAUGAAUCAAUAUCGAAGCGAAAAACAUCUUGCGUAUCUGUAUCCGAUUAUCGCAACGUUAUCUUUCGUGUGUUGCAUAUCGACAACCGUAGCAUGGCAGCACUGGCGUUAUGUUUUGGACACUUGUGUUGAAACGAACUGCGGAUGCAUUUUACAUGGCCGGUCAACACCAACACACUUCACUGGGGGACAUGUCGCGUACUGCCACUGGGCGGCCUAUGGACUAGUGUUACCCAUUAUAUUCUGCUUUAUUUUUGGAAUAUUUCACGUCUUCCGGGUGUGCUUUGGACGCCGACGACGUUACCCUGAGACAGCCACCGUUAGGCAAAGAUCCGGAGACUUAAUUGUAAUGACUACGAAGACCGAUGUGGAAGAAGACGACAUAAAUCCAUACUAUUGGAUACCGGCCAGCGUUAUUGGAAGCUUGAUGGCCGCGCUGACACUCGUACAUGCCGCAAUGUAUUUGGAUGGAUUCUUGAACACCUGCAAGCAGCAACGCAACGAACUAAUCAAGUAUAUGCAGGCCAACGGUAGUUUGGUGCCAAUCAUUCAAAGCCGCAUCUCGUGCUCGUCUGUGUUUGAUUUUAUGGAUUAUUUGCAUCAAGACGUUGCAUUCGAUAGACGCCGCGAAGGAAGAAUCAAUACGGCGGCUGCACUGAUCAUUGGCUUAGUUUGUUCAUGGGUUUGUGUUGGGCUAUGGAUUUGGACGGUAGUAAUUAACGCAAGACGAGCGCGUGCCAGCAAAAACAUGCGAAUUUAAUCCGGAAUCAAGUACAGUGCGUAAAAACUUUGAUCCAUUUUGAUCCAAUAGUAUUAGACAUCGUUUUCAUAAUACCCGGUUAUAUAUGCCAUUGAUACCGAAUGUGCCUGCAUUUUAAAUCGAUGUAAUGUUUACAAAUUUUACAUUUUUACAUAUUUUACCCAGCACAAAUAGUUAGAAUUGACAUCACGAAGCAACAGAACGACAUCAGUUGAAUCAUUUUUCAUAUACAUGUCUUAAUUACAUCUAAACGUAUACCUUUUUAAAUAAACCAUAUUUUUGGGCUUAA